Messenger RNA from Arachis duranensis, 1810 nucleotides. RefSeq names its product cytochrome P450 71A1-like. The transcript has 3 exons. Gene Ontology annotation, molecular function: heme binding; oxidoreductase activity, acting on paired donors, with incorporation or reduction of molecular oxygen; monooxygenase activity. NCBI's taxonomy places the organism in Eukaryota, Viridiplantae, Streptophyta, Magnoliopsida, Fabales, Fabaceae. The record is from RefSeq and is a predicted model, not a curated record. The coding region runs from base 46 to 1632 and encodes 528 amino acids.
AUAUACACACACAAAAGCAACCAAAAAAUAAAAAUAAAAAUAGAAAUGUCUCUUGUUCGAUCAAUUCAGGAGAAAUUACAACAUCAACCACAUUCAAUAACCCUAUCUACCAUAUGUUUCAUAAUCAUAACGAUUUUGUGUAUUGUUAAGUUCACAAGAAGAAACAACAAGUUCAAUAACCUUCCACCAUCUCCACCAAAGUUACCAAUAAUUGGAAACCUUCAUCAACUAGGAACACUUCCACACCAAUCCUUAAAGGAACUUGCUAACAAAUAUGGCCCUCUUUUGUUGCUUCAAUUAGGGCAAACUCAAGCCCUAGUUGUCUCUUCAGCGGAACUUGUUGAAGAAAUAGCAAAAUCACAUGAUAUUGCUUUCUCCAAUAGAGCAAACACUAAAGCUGCAAAGAUUUUCUUCUAUCAAUGCAAGGAAGUUGGUUUUGCACCCUAUGGAGAAGAGUGGAGAAUGAAAAGGAAGCUAUGUGUUCUUGAGCUUCUAAGCACAAAUAGGGUAAGGUCAUUUCAGCCAAUUAGAAAAGAUGAAGUAUCAAUGAUGAUUAACACCAUAUGUGAAGCUUGUGCAAAAGGAUCUAUUGUGAAUCUAUCUAAGAUGAUUAUUACAACCGCAAACAACAUAUCUUCAAGGUGCAUUUUUGGAAGAAGUUCUGAUGGUAGAAAAGGCAUUGGAGAAGUAGUGAGAAAGAUGAUGUCACAAUUAACAACACUUGGGAUUGGAGAUUUGUUUCCUUCAUUGAAUUGGGUUGAUGUUCUUACCGGUUUCAACUCAAGAUUAAAGGUUACUUUUGCUGAAUUAGAUGCGUUUCUGGAAGAGGUUAUUGAAGAGCAUAAGAGAAAGAAAAAGGACAAAAAUAUUAUUAAUGAUAGUUCUUAUGAUAAUAAAGACUUUGUUGAUAUAUUUCUUCAACUUCAAGAAAAAAACAUGCUUGAAUUUGAGCUCACCGGAGAUACCAUCAGAGGAAUCCUUAUGGACAUGUUUGUGGGAGGGAGUGACACAGUUUCAACAACUCUUGAAUGGGCUUUUUCCGAACUUGCUAAGAACCCAAAAUGCAUGAAGAAAGCCCAAGAAGAGGUAAGAAGAAUUGUGGAUGGAAAAUCCAAGAUAGAGGAAAACCAUCUAAACCAAAUGAAUUACAUGAAAUGUGUACUCAAAGAAACCCUAAGAUUACAUCCACCAGUUCCACUUUUGGUCCCUAGAGAAACAUCAACAAGUGUGAAACUCAAUGGCUACAACAUUCCCAACAAAACAACCGUGUAUGUGAAUUCAUAUGCAAUUCAUAGGGACCCUAAAUUAUGGGAAAAUGCUGAAGAGUUUAUUCCUGAAAGAUUUGAAGGUAAUAAUGAUGAUCAACAAGUUGAUUAUAAGGUAAUAGAUUUUCAAUUAAUCCCAUUUGGUAUUGGAAGAAGGGGUUGUCCUGGAGUUUCAUUUGGGAUUGCAUCAGCUGAAUAUUUGAUGGCUAAUCUUUUAUAUUGGUUUGAUUGGAAGGUUCCUAAUAAUAAUAGUAAUGGUGAUGAUGAUUUUGAAAUGGACAUGAGUGAGUUAAGUGGAAUGACAGUCACCAAGAAACAACCACUUUAUCUUCAGCCAAUACUUUACUCAUUUCAUUCUAAAUCUUGAUAUGGAGAGUGGACUAGCUACUAGCUAGUAUUAAUUUAAAAGAAAAAGAUAAAUAAAUUCUUGAUUUCUUAAUUUAAAGAUACAUGAGUUUUUGACUAAUUGAAAAUACAAAAACAUUCUUCACGUUUUAAAAUACAAGAUAUUUAAAAUAGAUCUUUUGAUGGACUUAUUUAGAUGU